UGUGGACAAGGACGGCGAGCAUUACAUGACCCCGAUUGACUUUGUACAGAGGUUCCUGGGCCUACAUACACAGCCCCACCACAACCCCAAGACGGUCCAGCUCAUUGCCGGGGUGGCCGACACUACUAAAGACGGGAGACAGAAGCUAACGCCUGUUGCAUUCAGAGCUUCUGUUUGAAAGUAAUGGCUUCCCAAGCUAUUUUGAUGACACUAAGCUUUGUAUUUAGUAUUCAAUUUCAGUCUUCAAUUUUUUAGUCUUUUAGAAUAUGAAUUCAAAAAUUCCAGUGGACGCAUGAUAUGGAUAAUUCAGAAAAAAAAUUGCAUGAAUGUUUUUUUUUUAAAUAAAAAAAGUGUGUUUUUUUUUUUUGCUUUGCUUACUUGCAAAAUGACCUCUGUGAUCAGCCUUGCCGAUGUAACGUUACUUAUGUAUCACCUGAUUAGCCUCUGUUGUUGAGUCUCUCUUGUUGAAGUUUUCUUCAGUCUGGCCAUGCUAAUGAUGGUCUCUCUCUCCCUCAGGCUCAUUUCUUUCCAGGAGUUUCUCGCCUUUGAGUCAGUACUGUGUGUCCCGGAUGCCCUUUUUAUAGUAGCCUUUCAGUUAUUUGACAAGACUGGCACAGGGAACAUCUCAUUUGAAAAUGUCCAAGAUAUCUUUAGUCAGACCACUGUCCACCAUCACAUCCCCUUCAACUGGAACUGUGACUUCAUCAGGCUGCAUUUCGGCCACGACCGCAAGAAGCACCUCAACUACCUGGAGUUUACGCAGUUCCUGCAGGAGCUACAGCUGGAGCACGCCCGCCAGGCAUUUGCACAGAAGGACAAGGUGAAGAGCGGCGCCAUCUCUGCUCUGGACUUCAGUGACAUCAUGGUCACCAUCCGGCACCACAUGCUCACACCCUUUGUGGAGGAGAACCUGGUGUCGGCCGCGGGGGGUGGCACCUCACACCUGGUCAGCUUCUCCUACUUCAAUGCCUUCAACUCACUGCUCAACAAAAUGGAGCUAAUUCGCAAGAUCUACAGCACACUGGCCGGCUCGCGGAAGGAUACGCUGGUCACCAAAGAGGAGUUUGUCAACGCCGCCAACAAGUUUGGUCAGAUCACGCCAAUGGAGAUUGACAUCCUGUACCAGGUCUCCGGCCUCCACUCGCAUUCUGGACGCCUAAACCUGGCGGACAUCGAGCGAAUAGCACCUCUGGAGGAGGGAGCGCUGCCGUAUCACCUCGCCGAGAUCCAGAGACAGCAGGCGCAGGGUGAGGUGUCCCGACCGGUCUGGCUCCAGGCUGCGGAAUCCGCCUACAGGUUCACCCUGGGCUCCAUCGCUGGGGCCACGGGGGCGACGGCGGUGUACCCCAUUGACCUGGUGAAGACCCGCAUGCAGAACCAGCGCUCCACGGGCUCCUUCGUGGGGGAGCUGAUGUAUAAGAACAGCUUCGACUGUGCCAAGAAGGUUCUGAGAUAUGAGGGCUUCUCCGGCUUCUACAGAGGUCUACUACCGCAACUUUUAGGUGUUGCUCCUGAGAAGGCCAUCAAACUCACAGUGAACGACUUUGUCAGGGACAAGUUUACCGAGAAGGACGACACCAUCCCCCUGUUGGCCGAGGUGCUAGCUGGUGGCUGUGCUGGGGGCUCCCAGGUCAUCUUCACCAACCCUCUGGAAAUCGUGAAGAUCCGUCUUCAGGUGGCCGGGGAGAUCACCACGGGGCCGCGGGUGAGCGCGCUCAGCGUGGUCAAGGACCUCGGCUUCUUCGGCCUCUACAAGGGAGCCAAGGCCUGCUUCCUGCGGGACAUCCCCUUCUCGGCCAUCUACUUUCCGGUGUACGCCCACACCAAGGCGGAGCUGGCGGACGAGCAGGGCCGGCUGGGCGCCGUGCAGCUGCUGACCGCCGGAGCCAUUGCAGGUGUCCCCGCCGCCUCCCUGGUGACCCCGGCCGAUGUCAUCAAGACGAGACUGCAGGUGGCAGCACGUGCGGGGCAGACCACAUACAACGGCGUCAUCGACUGCUUCCGGAAGAUCCUGCGUGAGGAAGGCUUCAAGGCCCUGUGGAAGGGUGCUGGAGCUCGUGUCUGCAGGUCCUCCCCGCAGUUCGCCGUCACCCUGCUGACCUAUGAGCUCCUGCAGCGAUGGUUCUACAUCGAUUUCGGAGGACACCGUCCCGCUGGGUCAGAACCGACCCCCAAGUCGCGGAUCUCGGAGCUGCCCCCCGUGAGCCCGGACCACGUAGGGGGCUACAGGCUGGCCUCUGCCACCUUUGCCGGUGUGGAGAACAAGUUCGGCCUGCACUUGCCUAAAUUCAAGUCGUCAGGGGUGGUGUCAAUCCAGCCCCCCCCACGCAGGGAGGCGCGAGACUCUUAGACACUUUGAUCCCCGCCCCAAGUCUUCCGCCGGUUUGCAUGAUCUCUGAGCCAGAUGUUACAAAACAUUUCUAUGAAUCCUUUGUACAGGCAGAUCGGCGAGCUCAUCCUUGUGGCUUCAUUCUGAACUGUAUUAGUCUCUUAAUUUUAAACUUUGCAUGAACACAGCUUUCCUUGUUUUGCUUUGCGUAGGUUGCACAUGCUGUCCUGUACAUAUUGUACAUUCCCCCCUCCCCACCCCCCGCUUUGGUGUUUGAACAAUCUCUGCGAUCCUGGAUAAUAGCUCAUGUACAGGUGUUUGAGGUUUUAUUCAGGAGAAAAAGUUGGACUAUGAGUAAAUAAUUUAAUGCAUUUUAUUGAAAUAAUCAUCAGUACAGUUUAACUUGCUGGAAGAAGCAGGUUUUGAUGUUCAUUACACAGUGGGAUGUGCAAAAGAAAGUCUUACAGGGAGGAAAACCAUUGUUUACAUCAUAAGCAGUUUAAUUGUAUAAUGUCUUAUUUUAUUCUAUCCACCUCAAAUAAAAAAAGCUCCUAUGGUCUGA
Paramormyrops kingsleyae is the source of this 2891-nucleotide messenger RNA. RefSeq names its product electrogenic aspartate/glutamate antiporter SLC25A12, mitochondrial-like. Gene Ontology annotation, biological process: L-glutamate transmembrane transport; aspartate transmembrane transport; malate-aspartate shuttle. Lineage: Eukaryota; Metazoa; Chordata; Actinopteri; Osteoglossiformes; Mormyridae. Gene Ontology annotation, molecular function: L-glutamate transmembrane transporter activity; calcium ion binding; L-aspartate transmembrane transporter activity. The record is from RefSeq and is a predicted model, not a curated record.